AUGUUGAAAUUCUCGUUCCUUAUUCUUUUGAUAAGCACAGCAACUUGUGAAUUCUCAGAUUUUCAUCUACCAAAUUACAGUUCAGCAAUGUCACGAGCAGUUGUUGACUACAUUAUAAAUUUUUAUGAUAAAACUUCAUCAGCUGUAAAUAUGUAUCAUAACACACAGCCUGAAAACUUAAAUGUAAAUAUGGAUAUAAUGAAUGAAAUCUUGCAUCAUGUUAAAACUAAAAUUGUCGUACAAGUUGAUAGCUUAAUGGACUUCAGACUAUCCAAUAGGAAGAGGAUUAAUAAUAUUUUUUUCGUUGAUUCUUUUGAAUCCUUUAAAAUAAUUUAUGAGGAAAUGAAUUCUUCUCAUUUUGAGUAUCAAGGAUAUUAUUUGAUUGCUGUUACAGAGCAUGGACGUGACAUUUAUAAAACAAUGGCUGAUAUUUUCAGUGAUUUAUGGAUUAAAAAGAUAAUCAAUGUUAACAUUUUGUUUAUGCCACAUGGAAACAAUAAUGAAGCUAUGCUGUACACUUAUUAUCCAUACACAAGAUAUUACUGUGAAAAUACAGCACCAAUUCAACUCAAUCAAUAUCAAGGCAAAAACUGGAUGAGAGAGGUUGAUUAUUUUCCUAGAAAAUUGACAAACUUUCAUGGAUGUCAUUUGAGCGUAGCUACAUUCAAAAAUCCACCAUUUAUGAUAAUUAAGCAGGAUAAAAAUGGUGUAAUUACUGUCAAUGGAAUAGAAGGCAUUCUUCUGCGUGAAUUAGCUUACAGGUUGAACUUUAAUGUCGACCUGUAUGUGUUAAAGAAACUCUUUGGUGAAAUUUUCAAGAACGGGUCAGCAACAGGUGCUAUAAAGAUGAUUGUUAACUAUGAAGUUAAUCUGACAUUAGGAUUUUUUGCUUCAAUGCCUCUACGUGAUGCUUUUAUGCAGCCAAGCUAUGUCUACUUUACUACAAAUCUCCUUUGGAUGGUUCCUCCUGGAAAGCCACAAAGUGCUUUAGAAAAACUAGCAAAUCCACUGAAAUACAUGGUGUGGACUUUGUCAUCUAUGACGAUUUUAAUUGGCUUCAUUGUCAUUGUUGUUGUUAAGAAACAGCCUCAUGCUGUCCAAAAAUUUGUGUUUGGCAAUAAGUCACAAACUCCAAGUAUAAAUUUCAUGAAUUUAAUUUUAGGCAAUUCGAUUCAUCAAGUUCCGACAAGGAAUUUCUCAAGAUAUUUGUUAAUGCUUGCUACACUGUGCUUCUUUAUUAUCAGAACAUGCUACAGCAGUGGAUUAGUGAAAUUCAUGCAGAUGGAUACGAGAGAAAAACACAUGAUGUCAACUUCACAAAUGAUUGAAGAAAAUUUUACAUUUUAUUUAAAAGAAGCAAGUCGUUUUUAUGUUUUAAGUAUGCCUGAAGUCCUGAAAAGAACAAAACUACUCAAAUCUCAAGAAUAUGAAUCAAAAUUACAUGCCAUGAUGAAAAAUCCUUACUCGAAUGCAGCAUUUCUCACUACAACUGGUCAUUUAGCAUAUCGGAAUCAAAAAGUGUUUCCUAAGUUCUAUGAGUUUGCACCAACGCCUUUAUAUAGCAUAAAUAUUGUUAUGUAUAUGAACUUAGGGUCAUGCUUAGAAGCUUACUUUGGUGAAAUGUUAAUGAAGUUGAUCAGCAGUGGAUUAAUCAAUAAGUGGGCUACCGAAUUCAUUGACGAAAAAUAUCUGAAGAAACCUAUUGAUGAUGUGCUGGAAAGUUUGAGCUUAGAGCAGUUGGAAGGAGCUUUUCAGUUACUGAUUGGUGGAUUAUUAACUGCAUUUAUUGCAUUUUGUUUUGAGAACCUAAUUGGAAGAAUUGACAUCCGUACAGUUAAAAAGUUGUUCGGUUUCGAUAGAAAGCUGUUCAGAAAUCCAAAGACGCUUGAAGCAUUAAAAGUUUAG
Molecule: messenger RNA, 1905 nt
Organism: Chironomus riparius
Lineage: Eukaryota; Metazoa; Arthropoda; Insecta; Diptera; Chironomidae
Source: the annotation of a GenBank genome assembly